Molecule: messenger RNA, 1520 nt
Organism: Diaporthe batatas
Lineage: Eukaryota; Fungi; Ascomycota; Sordariomycetes; Diaporthales; Diaporthaceae
Exons: 4
Coding region: 126-1163 (345 amino acids)
Cellular component (GO): nucleus
Molecular function (GO): DNA binding
Source: RefSeq, a predicted model, not a curated record
CCAAGCUAUCACUCAGCUCCCGCCGUCGCCCUGCCGCCAUCAAUUCCACCGGCGCACUCCUAUCCUUCGUCACGUCGGUAUCCCAAGACGCUGAAAGCCCUGCACAGCCGUCGUGAUCAGACAAGAUGGGCAAAAAGAAGCGCUCACACCCCAACAUCGAGGAGCUCCUUGAGCGCCCGUGGUGUUACUACUGCGAGCGUGAUUUCGAGGACCUGAAGCUCUUGAUCUCUCAUCAGAAGGCAAAGCAUUUCAAAUGCGACCGUUGCGGUCGUCGGCUCAAUACUGCAGGAGGUCUCUCCGUCCACAUGAACCAAGUCCACAAGGAGACACUAUCACACGUCGAAAAUGCCCUCCCCAACCGUCAGGCUCUGGACGUCGAGAUCUUCGGCAUGGAAGGUGUUCCCGAGGAGGUCAGGGAACAGCACAAACAAAGAAUCCACCAAAACUACUGGGCCGCCCAGGACGAGCGUUUCAAGGCGACAGGAAACCCACCCCCAGGACAAGAGCGACCCUCCAAGAAGAUCAGGAUAGAAGCCCCGGAGGAGCUGAAGAAGAGGUUCGCGGAAUUCCGGGCCAAGAAAGCGGCGGGAAUACCAACAGGCACAAACGGCAGUGCGAAUGCCGCGCCAGCCAAUGUACAGAGUCCCGCACAGAAUGGCAGCCCUGGAGCUUUCAACUCCCCCUUUGCUCCUCCACAACCUUACGCCCAACCUGGUUUCCCGAACUACCCGCCCGCCGGCCCUCCCCCUGCUGCCGGUUUCCAACAAUACCCUCCUUCUUCUCUUCCCGCACGCCCACCCAGUCUGCCUACUGCACCGAACCUCCCUCAACGGCCAGGCUAUGCGGCUGGGAAUUACUAUCCCGGCCAGCCCGGCGCCCCAGGCUUCCCCACCGCCGGUGGCGCAUCAGCAGUGGACGAGCUUGUGGCCAAUGCUAGACAAGGUGACGAUAUCGACCAGCUUAUCCGAAUGGCUGAGGCCGGCAUCAAGCCAGCCAGGACGCCGACGGACGGCGCGCCGACUGCGCCGCCUCCGGCCGAUGGUGGAGAGAAGAAGUCGAAGAAGGACAAGGGGCGGAUGGUCUAUUCCGAUACCGAGUUCAGCCCGGAGGAGAGGAUGGCAAUGCUGCCCAAAUACGCUUGGACGCCCACUGUACCCGCUUAGCCUGCAUCUACGCAGUUCACUGGGGCUUUUUGAGGCAUUGCAAAGACCUGCAGACUUGUUGGCUUCUUCUGGAAUCGGUGGUACGGGCUACCGAUGUCAAGGGAGUUUUGGUGGAAUCAUCACACCUGUUUAAGCAUUAGGAAUCCAAUGACAGGUUAUGUGAGAACAUAGUAUGGCGAAUCCUCAGCUUUUUUUUUUGUGAUCAACCCCUGUGGUACUGCCGGGUUGUCCUAUUUAAAACAAUAUGCUUCCAGAUUAAUCGGGUGGUUCGUUUCUAAUCCCCAUACAUAAAAAACAUAUGCGGCGCCUUCGUACAGUGGUAAACACUCAAAACCUAGCAUUUAAAAAAUACAGUGC